AUGAAAGGACGGGAAAAAUCUGUGACCUGCAUUUUAAUCCUCAACCUGGCAAUUGCUGAUGGGACCAUUCUUCUCCUUACCCCAUUCUUUAUUACCUUCUUGGUGCAGAAGAGCUGGAGUUUUGGUCGAGCUGUUUGCAAAGUGGCCUAUUAUCUUUGUUGCCUUAACAUGUACGCUAGCAUUUUUAUUAUAGCAAUAAUGAGUAUGGACCGGUUCCUAGCCGUCUUUCGGCCAUACAUGGCUCAGUCUCUCCGUAAAAGGGAGGUUGUAACAAAAGUUCUGUUGGCCAUUUGGCUGUUGGCUGGUGCUUUGGCAAUCCCUGCUUUUGCCUAUCGAGAAGUAAUUGAAAAUAAAAAACUCAACUUUAGUAUUUGUGAACCUUGCCAUGCCAGCCCUGGAGACUCAAUAUUCCACUACACAUUUGAGACCUUGGUGGCAUUCCUGCUUCCUUUCCCCAUCGUAUGUGUCAGCUAUGUCUUAGUUUUGGGGAAACUAAAGUCAAGCCGAUUUGAACAGAGGUCACGGAUAGAAAAGUUGAUUGCAGCCAUAAUAGUGACUUUUGCUGUUCUUUGGCUCCCUUAUCAUGUGGUCAAUGUAAUACAAGUUGUUUCAAAUUUGACCACUGGAAAUUUAUCUCAGAAACUGAAAUAUGCCACUAAAGUGAGCCGAGCUGGAGUUACAGCCUUGGCUUUCUUCAGUGCCUGUGUUAACCCACUGCUCUAUGCAUUUGCAGCUUCAGACCUCUUUAAGAUCUUUGGGGUCGGCUUUGUGGCAAAACUUCUUGAGGGAACUGUGGCAGAAAUUCAGAAAAGAGUAAAGUCGCAACGAGAUCUAGUUAAGGGUCUUGUUAGGAUUGGAAGUCGGGGGGAGUCAGUCAAUAUGGAGGCAAAGAACGGGUUGAAAGAAGUAGCCUACAAUGGGGAACUAGAUGUUUUUGCACAAGCAUCUGACUCCUAA
Pelobates cultripes (western spadefoot toad) is the source of this 957-nucleotide messenger RNA. Lineage: Eukaryota; Metazoa; Chordata; Amphibia; Anura; Pelobatidae. The record is from the annotation of a GenBank genome assembly.